AUGGAGAACGAUGUGAUUGCUAACGGUCGUAUUUCGAAUCUUUGCGAUACGCUUCCCAAGUACCCCAGCCUUCGAACCAUUAUAAAGCGAAUGACGAAAAGAAUCCGACCUCAAGGACAAGUUGGAGUAGGCGAUAUUGAGGACGGUGUCUCGGAGCAUAUGAAACGUAAAUGGGAACCACCAAACUGGCGGGCUCAACUUAGCAAUAUUCGGAAAAUGCGCGAAAGUCGCGACGCCCCGGUAGACUCGAUGGGUUGCGAAAGAUUGGCUGACGAAACAGAACACCCGAAAACAUUCAGAUUGCAGGUACUGAUAAGUCUUAUGUUGUCAAGCCAGACGAAAGAUCAAAUUACGGCAGCUGCAAUGGAGCGUCUGAAGUUGAGAGGGUGCACGCUUACAACGUUGACAAGCAUGAAGACAGAAGACUUGCAGGAAUUGAUAUACCCAGUGGGAUUUUAUAAGACAAAAGCUUUGAAUAUAAAGAAAACGUGCGAGAUCUUAAAGGAAAAAUACAACUCAGAUAUACCAGAGACUGUUGAGGAGUUAUGCACCUUGCCUGGUGUCGGUCCGAAAAUGGCAUAUUUAGCAAUGCAGUGUGCGUGGAAAAAAGUGACUGGAAUCGGUGUCGAUACACAUGUACAUCGAAUUAUCAAUCGUUUAAAAUGGAACAAAAACCAACCAAAUCUCCAGAAGAAACUCGUCUGGCCCUCGAAGAAUGGUUCCCAAGGGAACACUGGGAUGAAAUUAAUUGGUUACUAG
Molecule: messenger RNA, 759 nt
Organism: Schistosoma mattheei
Lineage: Eukaryota; Metazoa; Platyhelminthes; Trematoda; Strigeidida; Schistosomatidae
Source: the annotation of a GenBank genome assembly